AUGAUGCGUACGCCACAAAAGUCCAUUUCUGAAGGAGAUCUGCAGCACUUAUCUGACUCCAAUUCGACACCACCUAAUAAUGAAUGUAGGCGUUAUAAGCGUAAGCGCUCAACUGAGAAUGCUAGUGAGCUCACAGAAUUUAAAAAAGAAAUUAUGGAUACAAUUUCGUCAUGGAGGGCACAGCAAAUCUCUGAUACUAAACAAAUAUCGUCAUCCCUCCGAACAAUCGAGGACUCACUGAAAUUCAUGUCAGCGCAGUAUGAAGAUAUGUUAAAAAAAGUGCAAGAAAUGGAAUGUGAACGUCGCAAGGAUAAAGAACAUAUACUAAUUUUAGAAAAUAAAUUGGAGAAUCUACAAAAAAGCCAAAGAAAGUACUCGUUUGAACUGAAGAAUGUUCCAAAAAUUGAUAAUGAAUCCAAAAACUCUCUUAUUAACAUAGUAACGCACUUAUCUUCAACACUCAAGGUAGACCUACAGCCUAAUGACAUUAGGGACGUAUAUAGAUCCUCUUCGAAAGGAGAAAAGAAACCAAUAGUUGUCGAAAUGUCUUCAUAUGUGCAAAAAACUAAUAUCAUGACGGCCGUGAAACGAUAUAACAACCUCAAUAAGAGCAAUAAAUUGAAUACCUCUCACCUUGGAUUGAAAUGUACCAAUACUCCGAUCUUUGUAUCCGACCACCUUACUCCUAAUGGGAAUAGACUUUACUACCUAGGGAGGCAAUUGUGUGUCGCUUUGAAUUACAAGUUUUGUUGGACGCAUUUGGGUGACGUGCUCGUACGUAAGGAUGAAAACUCACCUAUUAUAAAAUUGGUGAAUGAAUCUCAAAUACAGAGUUUGUAUAAACCUACUAAAUGA
Molecule: messenger RNA, 855 nt
Organism: Melitaea cinxia (Glanville fritillary)
Lineage: Eukaryota; Metazoa; Arthropoda; Insecta; Lepidoptera; Nymphalidae
Exons: 1
Coding region: 1-855 (284 amino acids)
Source: RefSeq, a predicted model, not a curated record